AUGUCUCUUCCAAACGAUCAACUCCUAUACUCUGCUCUCGGCUGUUUAGUGAAUGCCAGAGUAGUUGGUCUUUCUUCCAGCCAUCCCAAUCUUCCAAUCAUGCGCUUUGAAGAUUACUCUGUCUUUUCACUUGCUUCCUCAUCUGUCACAGCUCCUCAACAAAUUGACUUAACGACUCUUCCUGUCCGUGUUGGGACACUUCCUGUUCGAGUCAAGCAGUUAACUGGUAAAGUUGUUGAGGUAUUAGUUCUCCAAGACUUUUAUAUAGAAGAGUUGAAGCGAGCAGUAGAGAUGGAGUACCACACUCCCUCUUCUCAACAACAAUACACGUACAAUGGCACUCGUCUACUGAACGGUACUAAACUCUCCGCAUACAACAUUGACUUCGCCAACGCCGUAUUCGUUCAAGUUCUUCUCCUUCGCGGUAACACGCAAAUCUCCGAAUUAGCAAUCGACGAUGCCUUCUUGUCUUCACGUUUCAAUUAUGACUUCCGUGGAAUCACUGACGUAGGACACUCAUACAUUCGUGGAGGAUUGCCUUAUAGACGACCUGUUGGAUAUAUGCGAUAUGCUAUCAACGUCUUAGGAAAGUUCGAUAACGGCAAUGACACAUGGUUGGCUCAAAAUGGCUCAGCGGGCGAGUGGGCGGUGAGUUACCAUGGCAGCGAAGUUUCGAAGACACAAAAUAAUUUGAUGGACGACGUUCUAAUGUGGGGAAAAAAGCUUGGACUCUCUAAUAACAAUGCCAACAUGACUUUCUGUACUCCAAACGUCGAAACCGCCGUUAAAUUCAGUAAACAAAACACCGACAAAAAUGGAUGUAAAUCUAUCCUUGUGUUUCAGAACAGAGUUAAGCCGUCUAGUAUUCUUAAAGCAAGUAGUGUUGGUGGGCCUGAUGAUUAUUGGUAUGUUAAAGACCCAGCAGAUAUCCGAGUAUAUUCAAUAUGUGUCAAACAAGUUUAA
Messenger RNA from Entamoeba invadens IP1, 963 nucleotides. RefSeq lists its product as hypothetical. Lineage: Eukaryota; Evosea; Mastigamoebida; Endamoebidae. Gene Ontology annotation, molecular function: protein binding. The transcript has a single exon. The record is from RefSeq and is a predicted model, not a curated record. Bases 1 to 963 code for a protein of 320 amino acids.